Molecule: messenger RNA, 2162 nt
Organism: Acanthopagrus latus (yellowfin seabream)
Lineage: Eukaryota; Metazoa; Chordata; Actinopteri; Spariformes; Sparidae
Gene: rbm24b
Product: RNA binding motif protein 24b
Exons: 4
Coding region: 208-921 (237 amino acids)
Cellular component (GO): cytosol
Molecular function (GO): mRNA 3'-UTR binding
Source: RefSeq, a predicted model, not a curated record
CCUCCUCCUCCUCCUCCUCCUGCCUCAGACCCACAGUCAGUCACAUCACCGGGGGGCUGCCUGUCCUGUCCGCGCCGCACACUCACUCCCGCAACUCCUCUGAGCGCGUUUUUCUUCACAGUCUCUGACUUCAACAACAAAAACAGGGGGGAAAAAAACAACAACAACAACUUCAAGGAAAUAUUUUUUUUUAAUUGACAUCUACACAUGAUGCACUCGGCACAGAAAGACACCACGUUCACCAAGAUCUUCGUGGGAGGUCUGCCUUACCACACCACCGACUCCAGCCUCAGGAAAUACUUCGAGGUGUUUGGAGACAUCGAGGAGGCUGUUGUCAUCACGGACCGGCAGACGGGCAAAUCCAGAGGCUAUGGAUUUGUGACCAUGGCAGACCGGGCCUCUGCUGACCGGGCCUGCAAGGACCCCAACCCCAUAAUAGACGGCAGGAAAGCCAAUGUGAACCUGGCCUACCUGGGGGCCAAGCCCAGGGUCAUACAGCCAGGGUUUGCAUUCGGUGUGCCUCAGAUCCAUCCAGCCUUCAUCCAGAGGCCUUAUGGGGUCCCUGCCCACUACGUAUACCCUCAGGCCUUUGUCCAACCCAGUGUUGUGAUCCCUCAUGUACAACCUUCUGCUGCUACAGCAACAGCUGCUGCUGCCACUUCCCCGUACCUUGACUAUACUGGAGCAGCGUAUGCCCAGUACUCAGCGGCUGCUGCCACUGCUGCUGCCGCCGCCGCCGCUGCAUAUGAGCAGUACCCGUAUGCAGCCUCACCAGCACCGACAAGCUACAUGACCACAGCAGGGUAUGGGUACACUGUCCAGCAGCCACUCGCCACUGCUGCCACCCCGGGAGCUGCCGCUGCUGCUGCCGCCUUCAGCCAGUAUCAACCUCAGCAGCUCCAGACGGAUCGCAUGCAGUGAAACUCUGAAAACUGCCUUAAAGGAGGAGAGCAGGGGAGGUCGCCUUGUCCCAUGAAAAGGGGGAAGUUUGGAGGGGAAAGAACAAAGGGGCUGAAUGAUGGCUGUCAGUCCUGGGUUUUAACUUGGCAGUCCUUCUACCAAAGAGCCUGAAGAAAAUCACCAAAAAUAAGGAGACAAAUGAUGAAUAUUGAUGUAUAUUUUAUUCAAGGGUGAUCAGUCUUUUUUGUCACUAUUGAAUAUAUUUGAAUAUUUAAUAUUUAUUCAUUAGGAAAAUAUUUAAUAAUAAUUGAAGUAGACUCACUGGACCUCAUGUCAACCAUUGCUGAAUUGUGUAUAUACCAAGUGCAUUAUGUCUUAUGAUCAGGUUUCUUCCCCACUUCUUUUGAAAACAAACCAAAACACUUUCAUACAUAUGAGAACCGUAUGCUACAUCAUGCAGUUUUCAGUAUUUCAUAGUUUUGGACCAGUAUUGUAUUCAGUAAAGCUAUGCAGACACUGAUAUAGAUGUCGGUGUUAAGUUAGGAUUAUUCUUUUUUUUUUUUUUUUUUUUUUUAUAAAUGUUUGGAGUGAGAUAGAUUAGACACCCUCAGAUAGUUCCCUUGUAUUUCCUUGACGGUACCUAAGAUAAGAAGCUGAGGUGACGGCUGAUGCUGGUAUAAAGCACUCACUUUUCUUCCCUUUUUAAAAUGCACCUCGAGUAAGUUCAGCAAAAAAGGGAAGAAACUUUGUUGAAUGUGAAUCAUUUUUCAUUUUCACUUUCAUUUUGACAAAAUGUUUCCUAAUGUGCCUUUUUAAAUUAUGCUAUUUAUGUAUUUAUUAUGGAGCCUUACAGUAAAAAAAAAAACCCUUUACUUGUUGUGUUCAUGUGCUAGUAUGAAGCAUGUUCACAUGUGCUGCUGCAUAAUGAUCAAGAGCAUAUGAUUGAUGUUCAAACUUGGCUUAAAGCGAUACACUGUGUAUAAAGAACAAAAUAUGAGUAGAAUGGUAGCAAUUUUCUGUUUCCUGUAGAUUUCAUGUUGUUGUCUCAAAUAGAUUCUUAAUUCUUUAAUGUCGCUUUUUAUACUUGAACAGUUGGAUAAAGGACAGUUUGAGAACUUUUUUUUCUUUUUUUUACAUUUGAUGUUAUUAGACAUUAAAUGUUUUCCAAUGUAAGGACAUCUCCUCUUGACCUUGCACCUGUAAUGCAUGACUCAAAAUUAUGCUAAUGCAAAUAAGUUAAAUAAAAGGAAAUUUACCCUCUG